GGUGAAAGAUCCCCCGCGCGAACGGCUCUCAGCUCAGCUAUGGAAGAUGUGUUGGGUGUGCUGAAGCAAUGCCAGGGUGCUCAUGAGGACCUCCUGAGCAAGGCCUUCCACGAGGAAGCCAUGCUCUUGAAGCUGAAAGCCGAGCUUCAGAGGCUCCAGGCCGUGCAGGUCGCCCAGGUGAACUCAAAGGCCACCUCCGACCCCGACUGCCUCGACGUGGAUGACAGCGUUAGUGGAGAUGCCUCGAAGCUGCCAACCUUCCUGCCACGCUUCGAUGGCAAAAAGAAGAAGGACAGCAAGGAUGGAUCCAAGAGCGAAGCGAAGAGCGAGGUCACUGAAGACAAGGGACAAGAGUCGCUGUCCUCCAAAGCAUGGAAGCAGGAGAAUGGUGACAUGCAUCACCACCACUACUCCAUCAACGGGAUUGACGGCAAGGAAAGACCGAUGCUGAGGAAUACCCUCGCGGCGCUGAUCCGGACCCACUUCACCUCUGGGCGGCACCGGUCCUGCUGCGCCGGGCACGUCUCCCGCUGCUUCGUCUGGCUCCUCAUGUCCUGGGAGAAGUGCCUGGCCUUGGAGGAGCCCCAACGCCACGGCCGGCUACAUCGCCUGGUGCAGAGCACAGGCUUCGGCAUGGUGUCCGGCGCCGUGAUCUUGCUGAACGCGCUCUUCAUCUUCUACACCACAGACCUGGAGAUGAAGAACAUCGACUCGCCCUUCAGCAUGGAGGCCAGUGUGAAGGUGGCCGAGGUGUUGUUGGCCUCCUUCUACGUGGUGGAGCUCUUCCUGAAGCUCUUAGUACAUCGUUUCUUCUUCUUUUGGAACGGCGAGAUGUGCUGGAAUUGGUUCGACUUCAUACUGGUGGUCUUUUCAAUCUUCGAGAACCUCUUGAACUUCCUCGUCUUCAACGAUGCUUCCACGGAGUCCGCCAGCAGCGGGGUGAACCUCGCCUUCCUGCGCCUGGUGCGCUUGUGCCGGAUCGUGAAGAUCCUCCGGGUCUUUCGCACGCUGAAGUUCUUCAGUGAGCUCCGCUUGAUGCUGGAUUGCGUGCUGGGCUCCCUGAUGAACGUCAUGUGGUGCGUCAUCAUGCUGGUCUUUGUGAUGUACGUCUUUGCGCUGCUUUUGCAGCAGGGCAUCGUGGCGCAUCUCACCGAAGUGCGUAACACGGACGCAGACGUCAGCCAGAUGAUGACCUACUUCGGCUCGGUGUUCACCACGAUGGUGACACUCUUCCAAGCCUCUACUUCCGGCGUGGACUGGAACGAGCCUUACCAAGCUCUCACCUACACCGGACUCGUGUUGCCCAGCGCCUUCUUGGCAUACGUGGCCUUCGUCUUCAUCUCCGUUUGGAACAUCGUCACCAGCAUCUUCGUGGAGAAGGCCCUGAAGUUGGCGCUGCCGGACGCCGACAUGGUGAUCGUGGAGCAUCAGCUGCAAGAUGCCCAGGAUUGGAAGAUGCUGACGAAGCUCUUCAAGAGCAAGACACGGGCCGAGGGCAUGGAGCGUUUGGGGCUGUCGGAGUUCCGAACCUUGGUGGAGACCUACGAGUUCAGGUCGUACCUCCAGAGCCGGGGCAUCGAUAUCAAGAACGCGGAGACCUUCUUCCGGAUGCUCGUGGAGCUCCAAGGGGAGACCACCAUCGAUGCAACCACCUUCGCCAACGCCUGCGUGCGGAUGAAGGGCGCAGCCACCAGCAUCGACCUCCAGACGGUGAUGUUCACCACCCACUUGAUGAACCGAGAGCAGCGCCAAUCCUUUGAGCUCUUGAGCCAUCGCCUGGCACGCAUCGAGACUUUUUUCAACCCGCAGAUGUCCACUUCGGCGAACAUCGAGCCCAUCAUCGACACACACAAUGUGCAGGUCGAGAUGACGGCUCCCAGGAUUUCAUCCAUCAUCGAGCCACCGAGUUUCCAGGUGGUCGAGACAGCUUUGCCCAUUGCGAAUGAAACCCGAGUGCGACUGUGAGUGCAGCUUGCCCAAUGGUCUCUCCCAAUUGAGCGCCCGAGAUUCGUCUGUUCAGCGAUACUCCCUGAUUGAAGCAGGGAGUGUCCAAAAACUGGGCGACCGCUCGGCUCCCGGUUCGAGAGUGGGUGACUUGGAUGAUCACCC
Molecule: messenger RNA, 2109 nt
Organism: Effrenium voratum
Lineage: Eukaryota; Dinophyceae; Suessiales; Symbiodiniaceae
Source: the annotation of a GenBank genome assembly